Messenger RNA from Populus trichocarpa (black cottonwood), 2240 nucleotides. RefSeq names its product serine hydroxymethyltransferase 7. Gene Ontology annotation, molecular function: glycine hydroxymethyltransferase activity; zinc ion binding; serine binding. The coding region runs from base 322 to 1980 and encodes 552 amino acids. The record is from RefSeq and is a predicted model, not a curated record. The transcript has 4 exons. Gene Ontology annotation, biological process: folic acid metabolic process; tetrahydrofolate interconversion; L-serine catabolic process. Gene Ontology annotation, cellular component: cytoplasm. NCBI's taxonomy places the organism in Eukaryota, Viridiplantae, Streptophyta, Magnoliopsida, Malpighiales, Salicaceae.
AGGAAGCUUGACUCUACCGGCUAUUCCGGUCAAUUCACAAACGUUCCCCUUUUCGGUCCAGGUUCAUUUCCCCUUUACCAUUUAACUACCCUAAAAAACAAUUCUCGCUCACAAUUUCUUUCCGAAUUAGGGUUUGUUUCUGAUUUUGAUGGAAGCCUCUGUUAACACAAGAACACCAGCAAGAGUUCGUUACUUUCACUGUAAUUGCAUCAGACGUUGUUGUUGUUGUCGCUGUUUCUGUUGUUUCUACUCCUCCCCUUGAAAAAAAAAUAGAACCAGAAAGCCCUAAAAAAAGCCUCCAUUUUUGUUUGUUAUUUUGUGAUGGAUUUAACACAAGCAGCACAAUCAGGUCUCUCACUUGGAUUUCACUCAAGUCCAAUUCCACUACAAUUACUCGAUCAAAAACAAGAAACCCGCAUCGAUAACGAAGAGAAUCAAACCGAAGAUGAGCAAUUUAGCAUUUUGGGUCACCAAAUGUGUAUAAAGAGACCGAGAGAUAACAGUUCUCAAUCAUCAGCGUCAUCGUCGACGACAAAUUCUUCCAAACGGGUUGCCAUGGACCCUGGUUUGGAGUCUCGUCGGGCCAUGGUUCGGGCAUGGGGAAACCACCCGCUUCCAAUCGCAGAUCCUGAGAUUCAUGAGAUUAUGGAGAAGGAGAAGCAAAGGCAGUUUAAAGGUAUUGAAUUGAUUGCGUCUGAGAAUUUUGUUUGCCGUGCUGUUAUGGAAGCUCUUGGUAGUCAUUUAACUAAUAAAUAUUCUGAGGGAUUGCCUGGUUCCAGAUAUUAUACGGGAAAUCAAAAUAUUGAUCAAAUUGAAUUGAUUUGUUGGAGUCGCGCCUUGGCAGCUUUUGGACUUGAUUCUGAUAAAUGGGGUGUUAAUGUGCAGCCAUAUUCCUGUACUUCAGCGAAUUUUGCUGUUUACACAGGGCUUUUGUUGCCUGGGGAUAGGAUCAUGGGGUUAGAUUCUCCUUCUGGAGGACAUUUGAGUCAUGGGUAUUAUACACCGGGAGGGAAAAGGGUCUCGGCUUCUUCGAUUUUUUUUGAGAGUCUGCCUUAUAAAGUGAACCCGCAAACUGGGUAUAUUGAUUAUGAUAAGAUGGAGGAGAAGGCUAUGGAUUUUAGACCUAAGAUACUGAUCUGUGGUGGGAGUUCCUAUCCGAGGGAGUGGGAUUAUGCGAGGUUUAGACAAGUUGCUGAUAGGAUUGGUGCUGUUUUGAUGUGUGAUAUGGCUCACAUUAGCGGGCUUGUGGCAGCUAAGGGAUGUGUUAGUCCAUUUGAAUAUUGUGAUAUUGUUACCUCUACAACUCACAAAAGCCUUCGAGGUCCUAGAGGGGGGAUUAUUUUUUAUAGGAAAGGCCCAAAAUUGAGGAAGCAGGGCAUGCUUAGUCAUGGUGAUGGUAGCAGCCAUUAUGAUUUUGAAGAAAAGAUAAAUUUUGCAGUCCAUCCAUCAUUACAAGGGGGUCCUCACAAUAAUCACAUCGCUGCUCUUGCCAUAGCCUUAAAACAAGUGGCUACACCAGAGUACAAAGCAUAUAUGCAACAGGUGAGGAAAAAUGCUCAGGCAUUAGCGUCUGCUUUGUUGAGAAGAAAAUGCAGAUUGGUGACUGGCGGUACUGAUAACCAUUUGGUGCUGUGGGAUCUAACAACUUGGGGCUUAGCAGGCAAGUGUUAUGAGAAGGUGUGUGAAAUGUGCCAAAUCACUCUAAAUAAAAGUGCCAUAUUUGGUGACAAUGGUGCUAUCUGUCCUGGAGGAGUGAGAAUCGGUACUCCUGCUAUGACAUCAAGAGGUUGCUUAGAGGCUGAUUUCGAGAAAAUUGCUGACUUUCUUCUUAAGGCCUCUCAUAUAACGACUGUUGUGCAGAGGGAACAUGGAAAAAAGGAUUUUCUCAAAGGUCUUCAUAACAAUAAAGAAAUUGUUGAGCUUCGAAACCGGGUUGAGAUAUUUGCUUCUCAGUUUGCCAUGCCAGGAUUUGACGUUUGAAAUAUGUAAUAGAGGCUACUUGCAUGCAUAGCUAUAGAUCUUUUUUCCUUGCCUUUUUCGACUUAUUGCCACUUCCGCAUGGUAACCCGUCAUCCCCCCCCCAAUAUAGCUGUUACUUUUCAUUCGUCUUGUGUAAAUUACAGAUAUAGUGAAUCUCUAGAGUGUUGCCACACUAUCCCAACCUUGUUUAUUCCUCUGAUUGUGUAAAGGUUUUGUUACGAGCCAAUUAAAAUUUGUCAAGGGUCAGAUAAGUUUCUUUA